Messenger RNA from Blepharisma stoltei, 690 nucleotides. NCBI's taxonomy places the organism in Eukaryota, Ciliophora, Heterotrichea, Heterotrichida, Blepharismidae. The record is from the annotation of a GenBank genome assembly.
AUGAGAAAAACUAUCAUCGCUCCUUCUGUUUUGUCAGCUAAUUUAUCAUGCUUAUUAGAAGACUCACGCAAUGUGAUUGACCAAGGUGCUGACUGGAUACAUUUGGAUGUGAUGGAUGGACACUUUGUCCCAAAUUUGUCAUUUGGGCCACCAGUUAUAAAGUCAUUGAGGGAUGGGAUUUCCGAUGUCUUUUUUGAUUGUCAUAUGAUGGUAAGUCAUCCUUGGAAUUGGGUAGAGGCUGUAAAAAAGGCUGGAGGCUCUGGCUAUACUUUUCAUAUAGAAACAACUCCGGAGGAGUCUCAAUUUUUUGGAUUAUUAAAUGAUAUCAGAGCUAAAGGGAUGAAAACUGGAAUAGCCUUGAAACCAGGAACACAGCUUUCAGAGAUGCUUUAUGAUGGAAUUAGGAGAGGAUUAAUUGAUAUGGUAUUGAUUAUGACGGUAGAACCAGGGUUUUCAGGGCAGAAAUUUAUGGCUGAUAUGAUGGAAAAAGUAAGAAGCCUUAGGAGAGAUUUUCCAGAGCUGAAUGUUGAAGUAGAUGGAGGGGUGAAGGUGGAAAAUAUUGAUAUAGUUGCUGAUGCUGGAGCAAAUGUAAUUGUUUCAGCAACUGGGGUUUUUGAGCAUCCAAAUCCAAGAGAAGCAAUUAGAGUUAUGAGAGAGAGUAUAGAUAGUAAACAAAAUAAUAGUAAUUAG